GGCGUGACGCUAUUUAUUGUCAUUUUAUGACAAUAAACCCAAAUGAACGUGCUUAAGACAUUGAUAAAUUUCUGAAGCAUCUACUGCUAACUAUAUUUUGUGGGUUGCGCUCUAGACUUAAUUGAUUCAGGCUGUUUUUGGCCCUGACCCGGUGCGUACAUUGGGUGAAUAGAUGCGACACUGGAUGGCAUUAGAACAAACCUGCUAUUGACUUCAGAACCAGCAAUGGCAUCUUCAAGUAAGGCAGACGACCACCGGCGUAAGUGGGACCGGGACGAGUAUGAGUCAAUCGCAGCACAGCGGCUGGCCGAGGAGGAGGCGCGCCGCGAGGCGGCCGACGAGAAGGGGCCGCCCGUGCAGCGCGAGCUGCUCCGCCAACGCGAGUACAAGGUGGACCUGGACAGCCGGCUCGGCAAGAGCGUCGUCAUCACCAAGACCACGCCGGCCUCGCAGUCGGGCGGGUACUACUGUAAUGUUUGUGACUGCGUGGUGAAGGAUUCCAUCAACUUCUUGGACCACAUAAAUGGAAAGAAACACCAGAGAAACUUGGGCAUGUCGAUGCGGGUGGAGCGCUCGUCUCUUGACCAGGUCAGGAAGAGGUUCGACAUGAAUAAGCGGAAACGGGAGGAGCAGAAGAAAGAAUACGACAUGGAAGAACGGCUAAACGAGAUCAGGGAAGAGGAGGAGAAACAGAAGGAGUACCGGCGCGAGCGGCGCAAGGACAAGAAGCGCCGCACGGCGGACGCGGCAGACGACGAGCCUGUCAACCCCCAGCUGGCGGCCAUGAUGGGCUUCUCGGGCUUCGGCGGCGCCAAGAAGUGAGGCGCCGCGCACUUGAGAUGUGUAGGGCGGCGGGCCGGCGCUGGCGCCGCGCUCCGGCACGCGCCGCGUAGGUCUCAUACUGAGCGCCGCGCAGCAUCGGACAGACCGGCGCGAGCGGCUCACACAGCCAGGCGCGAGCGGCGCCGAUGGCCAGGCGCGAGCGCCCCAGACGACCAGGCGCGCGCAGCAGUUGGCGGUGCAGUGCGAGUAUCUCGCACGACCGGAUGGCGCAUGGCAAGGCUACAGGACCUUGUCUUACGAUUUCGAAUCCGCGCCCUCGACGCGCCGCGGGGAGGAGCGGGCUGUCUUGUGAGGCUGGUACUAUGCUCGUGGACAUGAGUGCAGUGCCACCCGCGUGCAGUAACUGGUCUCGCAGUGUCAUGUUCGUGUGCUCGGGAGGAUAAUUCAUGCGACGUUCUGACAAUCGUG
Messenger RNA from Pollicipes pollicipes, 1251 nucleotides. Its product is annotated as zinc finger matrin-type protein 2. The transcript has 6 exons. Gene Ontology annotation, cellular component: U4/U6 x U5 tri-snRNP complex; spliceosomal complex. Bases 226 to 822 code for a protein of 198 amino acids. Gene Ontology annotation, biological process: mRNA splicing, via spliceosome. Gene Ontology annotation, molecular function: zinc ion binding; nucleic acid binding. The record is from RefSeq and is a predicted model, not a curated record. NCBI's taxonomy places the organism in Eukaryota, Metazoa, Arthropoda, Thecostraca, Pollicipedomorpha, Pollicipedidae.